AGAGCUGGCGAGGGGGGGCCUAGUGGAGACUCUCUGAAACACGUAGCCUACUCAUCCCAGCGCUUUCCACAACACUGCUCCUCUCCACAAAACUUUUACUGCUUAGGCAAGAGUGCCACGCAAGACGAGAGGCCCACGGAGAGCACUUUUUUCUUUUUGGGGGGACCGACCUUGGAAAGAAAGGGAAAGUCAAAGCAAAGACAACCGCCAUCACUAUCAGGAGAAAGUCUCAACGUGAAGAAGGGAAUAGCUUAGCAACAAGAGUCCCACUUCCUGGGGUGUAAAGGAUCAAGCUCCUGACACCAUGGAUAUGGACACACAGCCUCAAGGACAGCAAGCAGCCGUACCAGUGUUUCAACCCCAGAAACCGUUGCAGCCGGAUAUGGGCCAUAAUUCGUUGGCUAACUUUCAGAUUGAGAAGAAGAUUGGUCGGGGCCAGUUCAGUGAAGUUUAUCGGGCAAGGUACCUGCUGGACAACACGUCAGUGGCCCUGAAGAAGGUCCAGAUAUUCGACUUGAUGGAUGCCAAAGCUCGGCAAGAUUGCAUCAAAGAGAUAGAUCUCCUUAAGCAAUUGAACCACCCCAAUGUGAUAAAGUACCAUGCAUCGUUUAUUGAGGAGAAUGAGCUGAACAUAGUGCUGGAGCUAGCAGAUGCAGGGGACCUCUCACGCAUGAUCAAGCACUUUAAGAAGCAGCGGAGGCUGAUCCCAGAGAGAACGGUGUGGAAAUACUUUGUCCAGCUCUGCAGUGCGUUGGAACACAUGCACUCCCGGAGAGUCAUGCACAGAGAUAUCAAACCAGCCAAUGUAUUCAUCACAGCCACAGGAGUAGUGAAGCUAGGAGACUUGGGACUGGGACGAUUCUUCAGCUCCAAAACGACUGCUGCUCACUCACUAGUGGGUACUCCUUACUACAUGUCUCCAGAGAGGAUACAUGAAAACGGAUACAACUUCAAAUCUGACAUCUGGUCGCUAGGAUGCCUGCUGUAUGAGAUGGCAGCCCUCCAGAGUCCUUUCUAUGGCGAUAAGAUGAACCUUUACUCCUUGUGUAAGAAGAUAGAGCAGUGCGACUACCCCCCUCUCCCCUCGGACCACUACUCAGAGGAGCUGAGGAACUUGGUAGAUAUGUGCAUCAACCCAGACCCAGAGAAGAGGCCGGACAUCACCUAUGUGUACGACAUUGCCAAACACAUGCAGAGCCUGACACAGGGCAGCUAAGCCCACAGCGACACACACUAUAGCCUGCAGAACUCCUCCCCUCCUCAUCCAACUCCGCCUCCUCCUCCUCCUCCUCCUCGUCCCCUCGCUUUUCAUGCUGGACUUGUACACAUCUAUCAGCUCUUUUAUACAAUAACUUACUCUGAAGUUUAGCUCCUGAUGAUAAAUAGUGCACGUAAAAAAAGAUUUUUAUUUCUAAGGUAGUGGGACUGUUACAUUUUUUAACAUGACUGACAGCCCAAGCCUUUUCAAUCCUCAAAUAAAGGUUAUAGAGAUUGUUCUAUUAUUUUUCAGACGAACCUCCAGUUCCUUAAACUCUAAUCAUGUUAUGGCAUUGAAUAUCAGUGUGUCAUAGCUAAUUUAUGUGUUUAUUGUCAUUCUUUUCAUACCCAUAUCCUCUAUACCUUUGUGUAGUGAACUGCAGCCGUUCUUCAGCAGCUACUACUAAUACUUUUAACUGUACUGUAUAGUGAAGAUAUUGUGAAUAUGGCAAAAUUAAUGAAAAAUGGUAAUAUUUAGAAUAACAUGAUACCAAGAGACAACAGCACAGUGUCUCUGCUGUUGGAUUAAAGCCUUGUAUACUCAGUUUUCCAGGAAUUCACGUGCACGUGAUUUUGAAAUAACGUCGGUGUCGUAAGACUUAUGGUCAUGAAACUUAACGCAGCACAGAAAGGAUGAUGCAGAUUUUCAGAUCAGUGACAAAAUUUGAGUCAUGAGGUUUUUGCACAACAGCAGUAUAAUUGAGAGAUGUAACAAAGUGUUAUUAAUGGUUGAAGCAUUGCUGUGUUGCACUUUUUACUUUGGUACUGGAAGGCUGGCGGGUUGGUCAUUUCUAAUGAAUGUACUAAGAAAGGAAGGAUCAUGUAAAAGAUAGAAUAGAAACCAGGGGAGAGCAUGGGCAAAUAUCUCGGCCACAGGUAUGAAUGUAAAUCAUUGUGAAACCCGCUUGUCUGAAAAUUUCAGACUGUCCCUUUUUUUGUUGGCAGCCUGUAUCCCAUGAUGAUUGGUAGAGAUCAUAUCAAUAGCAGCUUUACAUCAUUUGUUUACCCGGGUUGCUGGCAUCACAAUAUUUCUUUGCCGAUAUAGCGCUAUUGGAUAGCAUAAGUUUUGUCUCAUUCCAUUUCCAGGGACAGCAAUAUAAUGAAAAUAUGAUGGUAAUCAAAGUAAAAACACAUGAUGAUGUGUAUCCAAAAUGCCAUUGUGGUCCAGUUGAUGCAUUUGACCCACCAGAGAGGUAGCUUAUAUAGACUGUUGCCGUGUAAGUUUGCUGUGUAUGUGUCUUGUUGAGUAACAAAUGUAAUGGCAGUCUACAGAUAGAUAGCAGACCCUUUCCUUGUGUUGCCGUCCAUUUCAUGAGUAAAUCACAGUGUGCCUAAGCAACUCCUUGUCCUCGUACCAAAGAGCAAAGAAAUGGGUAGAGAGCAGAUCAGUGUAUACUGUAUGUAUUUUAAGGUAUCUUUUAUGUAAAGUAUAUCAAAGCCUUGUGCUGGGGUGGGGUGGGAGGGGGCUCCUUUGGGACUCAUUACUGUUUUGCUGUACAUAGCAGAGAAGUCCCUUUAGUUUUAAUACUGUAGGGUUUUAGUGACCCUUUUUCAUUUAGAGGGAGGGAAUGGUGAUAAUGUUUUACAGUGGAUCGGUUUACAUCAGUAGGUCUCAAUGGGCCAGGGUUGAGAACUACUGGUUUACAUAAUGACAGUGAUAACACAUGGAAGGUAUAGUAAACAAUGAUUGGUAACGCUUUAUUUCAGUGUCUUCUGAACUGUUUGUUAACAUUACUAAAUAGUCUGUCAACCAUCCACUGGAAGUAGAGUUCAUGUAUGCACAUGUGUUUCUUGCUUUUGUAUUAACUCUUAAGUGCUCAUUAAAAUGUGUAAUAUGCAAAAUAUAAGUUAUUUUUUAUGGUUAACAGACUAUUUUGAUAAUGUCUUGAUGGCUGUUUGUCUGAUACUUUCAAAUACUGUGUUUGCAAUUUUUGUUUGCAAUUGUACAUCUUGUCCUAGAUUUUUCUUCCCUCAUAUUGCUUUUCUCUCCCACCACAGCGAAGCUGUUUUUCCAAUUUCAGUGGUUAUCUUAAUAUGUUUUAUCAUGUUCACCCACAUUGGUGAGCAUACUGUUUUUCAAGGCCAUCUUUUACUUGUACACUUUCUAAACAAAUGGUUCAAUAUAGCACCAAAAGUUAUUUGGUUGUAAUUAUAACAGAACUUCUGCUGGGAAGCACUUUCUAGUUAUUUUCAGUGCUUUUUGGUGCUUUAUUCUCUCCUUGUAGCAAAAACAGUUGCAUUUAACACCAUGACAUUUCCAAAAAAAAAAAAAAAAAAAAAAAAAGUCCUUCUAUAGUUUAAGGGAAAGAGCAUCUAAGGAACCAGAUUUCCUUUCAAGUGUAGUACUUUUCUUGAGAAUUUGCCUCCUAAUGCUUUAGUAUUAUCUGUUAAGACACUUUUUCCAUGAUACACAUUUACAUGGGAUGCUCUAUUAGAAUGGCCAAAAACAAUUAUCCGCUGUAAGGGAAAAUUUACCGAAGCCAUAUACCAAAUAAAAAAUAGUAUUUCUUUUAUUUGAAGAUGUAAGAAAACAUUACAGUUUCUAUUAAUCUGUUUACCAACUCAUUUGUGAUGUUUCUACCUUUGAAAACCAAAUCUAUACAUUUAGAUUUUGCCUUUGCCCCUGCUGGUAGUUUGGCACACACAGUGAGCAGUGCAGAGUCAAGCCGCGUUGCCUUAACAUAGAUGUGUACAAUGUAUGCCUCAAAGAUGUUUAUGUUUUCUGUUGAUGUGGGGAACGGACAAUGUAUGGGGGUGGGGGGUUCCUCAUUAGGGGAUUGUUCACACACACACACACACACACACACACACACACACACACACACACAGAGCUAGGUCACUGUUAUGGGUGAUGGCAUCACCUUGGUGGUCACUUUGUGUUUAACAUAACACAGUCACAGUGUUCUCCCAGGCCUGCAACAAGGGUCAUCACAGUCGACCGUUGAACAGGCCAUCUGAAGUUGAUAUCCAAGAGACCAGAUUUUGCAGAAAGAAAAAUAAAUAAAUAAAAAAUAGGCAACAGAUAUUUAUUGUCUUGGUUGUUGUGUUUUGUUUUCUGAACAUUUCAUGUCAUCUUUCAAGACCCUCAUCACCAACGCUCUGUACGCUAACCGAAUGCAAUAAAGCCUUUGAACUUC
This is a messenger RNA of Myripristis murdjan (pinecone soldierfish), 4394 nucleotides long. RefSeq names its product NIMA-related kinase 7 (gene nek7). The record is from RefSeq and is a predicted model, not a curated record. Gene Ontology annotation, biological process: peptidyl-serine phosphorylation. Gene Ontology annotation, molecular function: ATP binding; protein serine/threonine kinase activity. The transcript has 10 exons. Bases 305 to 1216 code for a protein of 303 amino acids. Lineage: Eukaryota; Metazoa; Chordata; Actinopteri; Holocentriformes; Holocentridae. Gene Ontology annotation, cellular component: nucleus.